AUGUCGCUAGGCUAUGCAGAGAAGCUGUCUUACCGAGAGGAUGUGGGCACUGUGGGCAUGCCUGAGAAGUUCGACUCCCCCAAACUCCUCCAAGGGAAGAUAGAAGAGCUUGCAGUUAUGGUGCAAAAGAGUAAGCAUCUAGUGGUGUUUACCGGAGCAGGAAUAUCAACUUCAUCUGGCAUACCUGAUUUCCGAGGCCCAAAGGGUGUGUGGACUCUGCAGCGUGCAGGAAAAGGUGUUCCUGAUGCUUCACUCCCAUUUCACCGAGCUGCUCCAACCUUGACUCAUAUGGCAUUAGUUGAAUUGGAAAGAGCAGGUCUCCUAAAGUUUGUCAUAAGCCAGAAUGUUGACAGCCUACAUUUGCGUUCUGGCUUCCCAAGGGAGAAGCUGGCUGAAUUGCAUGGGAAUUCUUUCAAGGAGGUCUGCCCAUGCUGUAAAACGGAGUACCUUCGUGAUUUUGAAAUAGAGACAAUAGGACUGAAGGAUACUCCAAGGCGUUGUACAGACAAGAACUGUGGAGCUAGAUUAAAAGAUACAGUUCUUGAUUGGGAGGAUGCGUUACCCCCUGAGGAGAUGAAUUCUGCCGAGGAGCAGUGUCGAGCAGCUGAUCUUGUCCUAUGUCUAGGAACUAGCUUGCAGAUUACUCCUGCAUGUAAUAUGCCUCUGUUGUCAAUCAAGAAUGGGGGAAAGGUUGCUAUUGUUAAUCUUCAGGCAACUCCGAAAGACAAAAAGGCAAGCCUUGUCAUCCAUGGGCUUGUGGAUAAGGUCAUUGCUGGAGUGAUGUGCAUUCUGAGUCUGCGUAUUCCUCCAUAUAUACGUACUGACUUCAUUCAACUUCUUCUUCGGCACACAGUCAAAAGUAAAUGUGUAAGAUGGACAAUGCGAGUAACUAGCGUUCAUGGCAUGCGAGCACCAUUGUCAUUUCUUCGGUCAAUCGAGGUUUCCUUUCCAGACAGAUCUGACAUGAAGCCUGUAGUUCUUAUGGAGCAACCAUUUUCUUUGCAGAGGGAAACAUCAAUGACUAGCAUAUUUUCCAUGUUGCUGACAUUGAACUUCAGUGAUGGUUGUGGCUGCUCAAGCUCGUCAAUUGAAUGCCAUGUUAAUUUCCAGAAGCAAAAGGAGAGCUUUGUUAGGGAUAGAAUCCUAGUCCUGCAGGAGAUGAAGUGUACUGCAGAGCACCAGUCUCGUGCCGGGCAGCAAUCGAUUCUUGAAAGGGAGAGUCUGCCAAGAGCAGAGACAUCUAUACACGCGUUUGUGACCAACAUUAUCAGGUACGAAGCUGAAGAUCCCAAGGGUAGUUGGAUGAACAGCGGCAGCAGUACCAGCAGCAACCUUGCAAAACGGCUCGUGGAGGGCGCUAGUGGCUACUCAGCGUCGACAAAGAAGCUGAAGUGCUAG
Triticum turgidum subsp. durum (durum wheat) is the source of this 1398-nucleotide messenger RNA. The record is from the annotation of a GenBank genome assembly. Lineage: Eukaryota; Viridiplantae; Streptophyta; Magnoliopsida; Poales; Poaceae.